Erinaceus europaeus (western European hedgehog) is the source of this 1587-nucleotide messenger RNA. RefSeq names its product potassium voltage-gated channel modifier subfamily G member 4 (gene KCNG4). Bases 15 to 1580 code for a protein of 521 amino acids. Lineage: Eukaryota; Metazoa; Chordata; Mammalia; Eulipotyphla; Erinaceidae. The record is from RefSeq and is a predicted model, not a curated record. Gene Ontology annotation, biological process: protein homooligomerization; potassium ion transmembrane transport. The transcript is spliced from 3 exons. Gene Ontology annotation, cellular component: membrane; voltage-gated potassium channel complex. Gene Ontology annotation, molecular function: delayed rectifier potassium channel activity.
UUGUAGGUGAAGUAAUGCAUGCAAAAUUACAGGAUGCUAUGCGGGUGUCUUCGGCGAUGCGGGUGCCUUCCAGAGACAGGGUCUUGCCUCCUGGAUCCCCUCCCUCCAACUCCCACAGCCCCUCGAGUCAGAGCCAGGUGGGCCCAGCGGAGACCCUGCCCAUCAAGGGCCUUUACUACCGCAGAGCCCGCAAGGUGGGCGCACUGGACUGCCCCCCGGCGGCGGAGCUGCAGAAGGAGAUGCUGGUGAACGUCGGGGGGCGGCGGUACCUCCUGCCUUGGAGCACCCUGGACGAGUUCCCCCUGAGCCGGCUGAGCAAGCUCAGGGCCUGCCAGAGCCCCGCGGAGAUCGCGCAGUUCUGCGAUGACUACGAUGAGGCCCGCCACGAAUUCUUCUUCGACCGGAGUCCCAGCGCCUUCGGGGUGAUAGUGAGCUUCCUGGCAGCCGGCAAGCUGGUGCUCCUGAGGGACAUGUGCGCGCUGUCCUUCCAAGACGAGCUGGACUACUGGGGGAUCGACGAGGGCCGCCUGGAGAAGUGCUGCCUGCGCGCGCUCCGGGUCAAACUGGACGAGCUGGCCGAGCUGCGCCGCGAGGAGGCGCUGCACAGACACAGGGAGGCCGGCCGGCCCGCCGCGCACCCCUCCCGCUGGGGGCUCUGCAUGGCCCAUCUGCGCGAGAUGGUGGAGAACCCGCAGUCCGGCCUCCCCGGCAAGGUCUUCGCCUGUCUGUCCAUCCUCUUCGUGGCCACCACGGCGGUCAGCCUCUGCGUCAGCACCAUGCCGGACCUCAGGGCCGAAGAGGACAAGGGCGAAUGCUCGCAGAAGUGCUACUACAUCUUCAUCGUGGAGACGGUCUGCGUGGCCUGGUUCUCCCUGGAGUUCUGCCUGCGGUUCGUGCAAGCACGGGACAAAUGCCAGUUUUUCCAGGGCCCCCUGAACAUCAUCGACAUCCUGGCCAUCUCUCCGUACUACGUGUCGCUGGCGGUGUCCAGCGAGCGGGUAGAGGAGGGCGGACCCCCGACUGGCGGCGGCUCAUAUCUGGAGAAGGUGGGGCUGGCGCUGCGGGUGCUGAGGGCGCUGCGCAUCCUCUAUGUGAUGCGCCUGGCGCGCCACUCGCUGGGGCUGCAGACCCUGGGCCUGACCGUGCGCCGCUGCACGCGCGAGUUCGGGCUGCUGCUCCUCUUCCUCUGCGUGGCCGUCACGCUCUUCUCCCCGCUAGUCUACGUGGCCGAGAACGAGUCCGGCUGCGUCCUGGAGUUCACCAGCAUCCCCGCCGCCUACUGGUGGGCUGUCAUCUCCAUGACCACGGUGGGCUACGGUGACAUGGUCCCGCGCAGCGUGCCUGGCCAGAUGGUGGCGCUGAGCAGCAUCCUGAGCGGCAUCCUCAUCAUGGCCUUCCCUGCCACGUCCAUCUUCCACACCUUCUCGCACUCCUACCUGGAGCUCAAGAAGGAGCAGGAGCAACUCCAGGCGCGCCUCCGCCGCCUGCAGAACACCGCCUCCGUCAGCGAACAUGAACUGCUGGGUGGUGACAGCGACCUGGGCCUGGAGGAGCCCCUCUCGCCCAGCACACACACUUAACUUGAAA